Molecule: messenger RNA, 1954 nt
Organism: Ceratotherium simum simum (southern white rhinoceros)
Lineage: Eukaryota; Metazoa; Chordata; Mammalia; Perissodactyla; Rhinocerotidae
Gene: MGME1
Product: mitochondrial genome maintenance exonuclease 1
Biological process (GO): mitochondrial DNA replication
Cellular component (GO): mitochondrion
Molecular function (GO): single-stranded DNA exodeoxyribonuclease activity
Source: RefSeq, a predicted model, not a curated record
AUGAAGGCAUUUCAGACCAUCUGCAGGCAGUUGACACGUUCAAAGGGGUUUUCUGUAGAACCAGCCCCUCGUGUGGGUUUCUCCACUUCCUGUUAUUCAUGUGGCCGAAAGAAAACAGUGAAUCCUUAUGAAAAAGUGGACCAAGAAAAGUACUCUGAUUUAGUGCGGUCUGUCUUGUCAUUCAAAGGUCACUGUCAGACUCCAGAAUCGUUGUUCGAGGAAGAUACUUUACUCUAUGGACCUGUGAGUAAGUGUAAGCCCCCAAAGCAGGGUGAGGAAGCAAGAGUUCCACAAAACUGGUUUCCUCUCUUCAACCCAGAGAGAGGGGUAAAACCAAAUGCGACAAGUGAUGCUACAAUUCCUUUGAAAGUCCCUCUGCAAAGGAAUAUGAUACCAAGUGUGACCCGGAUCCUUCAGCAGACCAUGACAUCGGACCAGGUUUUCUAUUUGGAGAGGUGGAAACAGCGGAUGAUUCUAGAACUGGGAGAGGAUGGCUUUGCAGAAUAUACUUCAAACAUAUUUUUACAAGGGAAACGAUUCCAUAAAGCCUUGGAAAGCAUACUUUCACCCCAGGGAAACUUAAAAGGCAGAGAUGAAAAUCUUGAAUCUGGCUACAUCGAAAGUGUCCAGCAUAUUCUGAAAGAUGUCAGUGCAGUGCGAGCUCUGGAAAGCGCCAUUCAACAUGAGGCCUUAAAGUAUGGAGGUCUGCUGGACUGUGUGGCUGAGUAUCAGGGCAAGCUGUGUGUGAUUGAGUGGAAGACAUCGGAGAAACCAAAACCUUUUAUCCGAAAUACAUUUGACAACCCGCUGCAAGUUGUGGCAUACAUUGGUGCCAUAAACCAUGAUGCCAACUAUAGCUUUCAGGUUCAGUGUGGCUUAAUUGUGGUAGCCUACAAAGAUGGAUCCCCUGCCCACCCACAUUUCAUGGAUGCUGAGCUCUGUUCCCAGUACUGGGCAAAGUGGCUUCUUCGACUAGAAGAAUAUGCAAAGAAGGAAAAGAACCAGAAUAUUCAGAAACCAGAUUAGGGGGCAGGAUGCUGUUUGAGAACAUUCAGCCCUUUCCCACAGUUUGGGAAGGUAUAUCGCUGUUUACUAUGAUCUAAAAAUGGAGAUGCUACAGGAUCUGAGAGCUACAUUAACACAAGUGGAAAUAUUAAUUGUUGAAAUUCAUUGCAUCCAAAAAGAUUGAAAAGCCAAAAAAGUUUAGAUUUAAAGAGCUGGACUUCAGCACAUAAAACACCAACUAUGAUACCUCUGACUAUUAUUUACCUGAAGAAAGGGCAAGCAGGAUUGGCACAGCGUGGGUGGCUCUUGGACUUUCUGUAGACCAUUCUGGGUCCCUGGCAGGACGCACAGUCUCUGAAUUGAGAUUGGAGGGCAGUGAGGCUUGGUGUGCCAAGCACUUCCCCAGGGUACACCAGAAGGGAAGGGGCCUUGCAACCCCAGGGUGUGUGUGGAGGGAGAACUCCCAUCAGCCAACUACCACUGCCAGUGCAGUUUCAUAAAACGUGUUUUAUAUAUUGGGGUUUUCUAUAUAUUUCAUUUGGGGAAAAAAUUUUCAUUCAACAUUUUUGAAAAAUAAAUGUGUCAUUCCUUAGACUCAAGUAAACAUUGCUGUCUAGAAAGAUGGAAGGUAUUCACCAUGUUGUUGGCAAUACCCCAUGGCGUACCACCAAAUAAUCCCCAGAAGUAGCCAGACCCCAAUCUGAAAAUCAUAAUUAUAGGUAUUUUAGUAGCUAUAUUCUGGUUUGAGUCAAUGAAUCAUGAAAAUAGAGAAAAUGUAUUGUUUGUAGAAUUUUUCAACUAUGGAGGACAAUAAUAAAAUCUAUUAAUUUUUUUUUUGUUUGAUAGGUAAUAAAAAUUAUUAGUUGUUACUGGGUUUGGAAAACUUAAAUGCCCACUAUAGCCUUGUUGGGGGGGGGUCCCUGUUUUAUGGAGUGGGUUAGCAUUUAAG